Messenger RNA from Petromyzon marinus (sea lamprey), 943 nucleotides. RefSeq lists its product as uncharacterized. The record is from RefSeq and is a predicted model, not a curated record. Lineage: Eukaryota; Metazoa; Chordata; Hyperoartia; Petromyzontiformes; Petromyzontidae.
AUCCGACAAAACGUUGUGACCCACCGACGGAGGCAUGGCGGCUCAAAGAUACACCGCCAACAACGCCAACGCCAACAACGCCAUCGCCACCGUCUACACCUCUACCAGCAGAAGCGGUGGCAACACCACCACCACCACCAACGACACCGCCAUCAAAUCUAAACAAACUGUCAGCAUGGCCUGGCUUCCGUCUCUUGGUACCGUCGCCAUCACCACCACCACCACCACGACCACCACCACAGACGCCAGUGCCAGCACCAACAUUCUGAAGCUGAACGGCACGGUGGAAUGCCUACCCACAGACACGUGCGACCAGGGCGUCAGCUCAAUGGCCCUGGGCCUCACUGGGGGCAUCAUCCUCCUGCUGGCUGGGGUCGCCGGCCUGGGCCGCCUGCUGCACCAUUGCGUCAAGACGCGCUGCCUCCUCGCCUCCUCCUCGGGCUCCUCCUCAGACUCCUUCGACCUGCCCCCCUCCUCCGCCUCCUGCACCCCCUUGGGGCCGGCGUGGGACACCGUGGAGCGAGCGACGCUCGGGCACCUGGGUCCAAACGUCGGCGUCGUGGCUUCACCGUCGGCCACGGGGAUGUCGCCGGGAGGCUCCUUCGAAGGGGGCUUGCUGGGGAUUUCCCAGCUGAUCCUGUCACAGAGAGUUCUAGGGCAAAACGCCACGGGGACUCCAAGGGGAUCAUUCGCCGGGGGUCGGCACGGGAUGUCCCAGCUGACCCCGUCACCGGGCGUUCUAGAGCAGGGCAUCAAUAGGACACCCAGGGCUUCAUUGGCUGGGGACCUACCCGGGAUGUCCUUGUUGGCCCCCACAAUGGGGGUACUUGGGCCUGUGCAGAGCGGUCCGGCGGGCCACAUCACGCCGAGGGGGUCGCUGUCAGCACAAGGACGAGGUUCCAUCGAUGGAGGGGUCAUCCCCAUGCAGACCAUGAGACUCUAG